This is a messenger RNA of Dentiscutata erythropus, 309 nucleotides long. The record is from the annotation of a GenBank genome assembly. NCBI's taxonomy places the organism in Eukaryota, Fungi, Glomeromycota, Glomeromycetes, Diversisporales, Gigasporaceae.
AUGACCGAUGGAGCACGGUAUUGGGACACGGACCCAACAAUGGCAACAACAUUAGUUUGUGCAUCUAUGGACAAUAGCAAUUUCUUCAGACUCACCCGUGGAAUUACUUUACACGAGCCUCUGGGUCUUCAAUCAGCUGACAACACAUUGACGGCAAUCCCACCUCGUAACAAGCCUUUAACUUCUGUGGAGCACGAAAUCCUAGGGCAGCUCGAUUCCAAGGUCUUCAAUAUUUCUACACCUAUCAAUAUAGAUGUAUUCACUUGUCUGAUGGCCAGUCACCAAAUCGGCCUUUCAUCUCCUACUUAA